AUGGAGCAGGCCCUUCAGUUUCUCUCGGGACCCAAAAGGCGGCGGCGAUGGAUGGGCGGGAUGCUCAUUCAUCGAAUCCUCGCAUACCAUGACAGGUGUCAGGAAAGUUUCCAAGAUACAAAGCAGCUGUACCAGGCGUUGCAAAACGCCGGGCUCUUUCAAAAGUUCAACGUCCCUCAUGCCACAGAGUGCAAGAUUCGGGCAUUGAUGGCCUCCAUGGCCAUCGACCAAGGCGACGACGCGCUUUUCCGCACAGAGGUGCUGGCCUUUCAGAAAAUGGCACCCGAUGCCAUUCCGCGUGACAUGAAUUUGCAGCGCCUGCUCCUCGUCAGGGAGGCCACUCUGGGGCAGUGGGAUUCCAUCCACGGCCGCAUUGAGAUGCUCAGGCGUUGCGUGGGCAUCAGCGCCGGCUGGAUCGAGUUUCAGGCAGCUUUGACUCAUGUCACGGACAUAUUCGCUUGCAGUCAGUCUCCAGAGGAACUCGAAAUUUUUGUACGCAACAUGGUGGCCAAAUAUCGAAUGAAGCUCGAGCACGGAUGGAACGUGUCAACGGACCGGCCACUGUCUGGCGACAAACUGCGCUCGGCAGUCGUGGAGCUUCUCAGUCUGGAGAGCUCAGGAGUUGAAAAGGCCGUUUCCCUUGUUGAGACGGCCUAUUUGCGAGGAAUUGAUGUCAGUGAAGCUCUGACGCCAAUAUUAUUGGCACGGCUCAAAGAGGGCGACGAUCCUAACAACGUGAUCUGCGAAGCCCUGCGAAUGGGAGUCCGAAUUCACGGCAGUGCCUUCAACAAGGCGUCUCAGGCGUUGGCGGCGAGGGGAGAUCUCCGAGCAUCGUCAGACAUGUGCCGAAUUGCGGCACGAGAAAACGCCAAUGGCGAUCUUGCAUACGACGAGUACAACUUCUCCAACCUCGUCUUUGCCUACACGGGCUCGGGGAGGUACGACGCGCUGCGGAUGCUGCUGUCUGACUUCACGUCCGAGGUGCUGUGGUGGCGGGGUAGUCGCGUGAGCCAGGAAAGCAUCAAGCUUGCGAUGAAGACGGUGGCGAUGCGGGCUGUCGUUUUUGUCAAAGAACAAGCAAGGCACAGGAAAGCCUUGAACUGGCUCGAUGAAGCACUCAUGCAUGUCAAGCGGUGUCGCGCCACCAAGGGUGACCGGCGAAUGGUGGCAGACACGCUGGUGCGCAUCGUCGAGGCAGCGUCGAGGCCCGGCCGAGCAGAUGAGAGGGAUACGGUGACAACUGAGGACGAUGCUUGCUGUGGCGUGCCCGCUGCCGUGGCGUCGCACGGUGUGGAGCAGAUGCGUGAUGAAAUAGACGACUCGGCACGUGCACACGAGUUGGAGACGGAGAAAGUCGAUUUGCAUGUGAUUGCGGCUUAUAAUUGGGUGGUUCGAUCGGGCCAUGGGACGCACGCCGGCAUGGCUUCAACGCAAUUGCCCUCGGCCGCCGCCGAUGCGCGCGUCCGCCGAGAGGUAUACCACGAAGCCGACGUCGUCGUCGUCGGCGCCGGCGUUUUCGGCUGCGCCAUGGCCUUUGCCCUCGCCAACCAGGGCCGCUCCGUGCUGCUGCUCGAGCGCUGGAUGAAGGAGCCCGACCGCAUCGUCGGCGAGCUGCUGCAGCCCGGCGGCCUCGCUGCGCUCAGGAAGCUGGGGCUGGGACACUGCGUCGAUGGCAUCGACUCGAUCCCCUGCAAGGGCUACAACGUCAUCUACCACGGGCAGCCGUCGCUGAUCCCCUACCCGCCCGAGGGCAAGAGGCCCCAGGGCAGGAGCUUCCAUCACGGGCGCUUCAUCAUGCAGCUGCGCAGGGCUUGCAUGGCGCAUGACAGCAUCACCGUCGUCGAGACUGAGGUGACCAAGACGGUGCGCGGCGAGCACACGGACCAGAUCCUCGGCGUCGAGGCGCGCACGACGGACCGCGAGACGGGCCAGAAGAAGAGCGACUACUUCUUUGGCCACCUCACCGUCAUUGCCGACGGCUACGACUCCAAGUUCCGCAAGCAAGUCUUUGACACCAAGCCCGUCGUCAAGAGCAAGUUCUACGCCCUCGAGCUCAUCGACUGCCCUCUGCCGCGCGAGUUCUUUGGCCAGGUCAUUAUCGGUGACGCCUUCCCCAUCCUCCUCUACCAGAUCGGCUCCCGUGAGACGCGCGCCCUCAUCGACGUGCCUCAGGGCAUCCCCGAGGCGUCGCCCGCGGCUGGCGGCGUGCGCGGCUACAUCCGGAACGUGGCCAUCCCCACCCUUCCUGAAUGCGUCCGCCCGUCGGCCGAGCGCGCCAUCGAGGACGGCAAGAUCCCGCGCAGCAUGCCCAACAGCUGGCUCCCGGCCUCGAAACAGGCAUCCAGCGGCCUCGUCAUCGUCGGCGACGCCUUCAACAUGCGCCACCCCCUCACCGGCGGCGGCAUGACAGUCGCCUUCAACGACGCCCUCCUCCUCUCGGAGCUCCUCCACCCAUCGCGCGUGCGGCAGCUCGAGGACGCCCAGGCCGUGCGCGCCGCCGUCGACGCCUUUUACUGGCGCCGCAAGAGCUGCACUUCCAUUAUCAACGUGCUCGCCCAGGCCCUCUACACCCUCUUUGCCGCAAACGACCGCCAGCUGCGCGCCCUCCAGCUCGGUUGCUUCGAGUACUUUCGGCGCGGUAUGACGGACGGGCCCUGCGCCCUGCUCGGCGGCAUCCUCCAGCAGCCCUCCAUUCUGGCCUACCACUUCUUCUCCGUCGCCUUUCUCGCCAUUUGGGUCAACGGGUGCGCCGUCGUCGGAAGCGGACCCCUUGCGCUAUUAAGGCUCCCGCUUGCCGUCAUCGACGCCGUCCUCAUCCUUGCCAAGGCGAGUCGGGUGUUUUUGCCGCUUGUCUGGCGCGAGGGGUUCCAGUGA
Messenger RNA from Hirsutella rhossiliensis, 2874 nucleotides. RefSeq names its product squalene epoxidase domain-containing protein. The record is from RefSeq and is a predicted model, not a curated record. Gene Ontology annotation, molecular function: squalene monooxygenase activity; flavin adenine dinucleotide binding. The transcript is spliced from 5 exons. Gene Ontology annotation, cellular component: membrane; endoplasmic reticulum. NCBI's taxonomy places the organism in Eukaryota, Fungi, Ascomycota, Sordariomycetes, Hypocreales, Ophiocordycipitaceae. Gene Ontology annotation, biological process: ergosterol biosynthetic process. Bases 1 to 2874 code for a protein of 957 amino acids.